CUUUGAAAUUCAUUGUGGUAAUUACUAUCCUUCACUGACUUCUUAGGUAUGCUGGCUGCAACUCUUGCACAUCAUAGGUCAAAGCCCAGAAUUUACAUAGGAUGCAUGAAAUCUGGUCCAGUUCUCACUAACAAGAACGUUAAAUAUCACGAGCCAGAGUUCUGGAAGUUUGGAGAAGAAGGGAACAAGUACUUCCGGCAUGCCACUGGCCAAAUCUAUGCCAUCUCAAAAGAUCUGGCCACAUACAUUUCAAUCAACCAGCCUAUACUCCACAAGUAUGCAAAUGAAGAUGUAUCACUUGGUGCAUGGUUUAUUGGGCUUGAAGUUGAGCAUAUUGAUGAGAGGAACAUGUGCUGUGGUACACCACCUGGUAUAACUUCUUUUAUUCUCUACUUAUCUUGUUCUUAGUUGACCAGCCUUAUU
This is a messenger RNA of Dendrobium catenatum, 423 nucleotides long. Its product is annotated as beta-1,3-galactosyltransferase 7-like. The coding region runs from base 49 to 408 and encodes 119 amino acids. Gene Ontology annotation, cellular component: Golgi membrane. The record is from RefSeq and is a predicted model, not a curated record. Gene Ontology annotation, molecular function: beta-1,3-galactosyltransferase activity. NCBI's taxonomy places the organism in Eukaryota, Viridiplantae, Streptophyta, Magnoliopsida, Asparagales, Orchidaceae. The transcript is spliced from 3 exons.